GAUGUAUCUAGUCAACAAACGUGUCUAGAUAUAUUUGUAUGUAGAUAAAGUUGAGUUAAUUAAUUCGAAUCGGAAGGAGUAUUAAAAUCCUUAAUUAUAUUUUCUGCCCGUCUUCAUCCAUGUUUUUCAUUUUAGGUAGCAAAUUGGUGAGAAGCAAAAAUAAAAAGAUAAAUGAUUCUGCACCUUUUGACUUCUAUCCCCCAGGUGAAUCUUUAAUGUAUGCUAAGUUGCUACAUGUGAAUUAAUAGUCUAGUUAUGUCACCAUAUAUUAUGUAAUGGUAGGUACUUUUCUUUGUUUUUUCCUAAUUUCUGCCAGCAAGGGAGGAUUUAUCUAUUUCUACGUAUGUUCCUAAUAUUUGUGUACUAAUCACUUCACCUUGUUUUCCUAGAAUUUGUUCAAGUUGUACGGGAGGAUCUUUUCUCAUGUGGUUAUUCCUUGCCAACCAAAGUAGUCUGUGAGUCGCUCUUCCGAUUAUGUUUGCUCUUCCACCAUUUUUGCACUUUUUCACAGCUUUAUUUUAUCUCUAACUAUUGUAUUGUAACUUCUUUGUUCAACCAGCUGGAAUGAAAUUGAUCAAUUCUUUUGAUACGAAAUUUCCCAGCUUGUAUGGUGCCAAAAGAAAUGUCCAAAAUGACCACAUUGAAAAAGUUUCUUCAAUUUUGUCUGGGUGUGUUGUCUCAGUUGCUUCCUUCAAUGGAGAAACAAGGUUAUCUGUAUGCACCGGCAUAGCUAUAGAGUGCAAUCUAUACACGAGUAUUCUGACAUCAGCAAGCCUGGUCAGAUCUUCUGAUGAUGAAAAUAAGAUUGAUGAUAACUUGAGGAUUGAAGUGCACCUUCCAAACAAACAACGUGCCAUGGGAAAGCUGCAGCAUUAUAGUUUAGAUUACAAUAUUGCUGUAGUCAACGUGCAGAACUCCCUUGAUCUUAAGGCAGCAUAUAUUAAUCAUCAAAUUCAAUUUGAGAGCCAUUGUAACGUGAUAGCAGUAGGGCGUCUCUUCAAGAGUGGCAAAUUUAUUGCUACGUGUGGAAGAUUGACUGAUGAACCGAGCAAGUUGGACUGCAAGGAGCUCUCGACCUCCAAUUGUAAAAUCAGUAAGGUUGGGAUCGGAGGGCCUCUUGUUGAUUCUGAUGGGUAUUUCGUCGGUAUGAACUUUUAUGACGAGGAAGUAACUCCAUUCCUACCUAGGGACAUAAUUCUUGAAUGCCUCAGGAAUUUUGAGACAAGGUAUGUCUGCAACUUUUGGAUGCGUUGUAUAGCAGUUAUCUUGGAUGUUAAAACUAUUCCUCGGUGUGUAUUUGUAGCACCAUUUCUGCAGAAAAUACCGACCGUACUCCAAACAGGUGUCCUUUCCAGCACUUCUCGUAACUAUCUGUGCCGUACUUUCUUGCAUGAAUUCACUUUUUUCUAACUUUUCUUAAGUCAC
Molecule: messenger RNA, 1425 nt
Organism: Lolium perenne
Lineage: Eukaryota; Viridiplantae; Streptophyta; Magnoliopsida; Poales; Poaceae
Source: RefSeq, a predicted model, not a curated record